AUGUUUAUUCUUGGUCCAAUAGACACUCGUAUUGAUGACUUAGCAAAGAAAUAUGGACGAAUAAGUAUAAUUGGUUUUUGGUUAUGUCCACAUGCAUUCUGGUCAGUUAUUUGUUGUUUACCAGUCACAUUACUUCAUGUUUUCCCAAUAGCAGAUGUCAAUUUCAACAUUUUCGAUUUAAUCGGAUUCACUUUUUGGAUUUGUGGAUUUCUCAUGGAAUCAUUGGCUGAUCGAAACAAAUUGAAAGGAAAAAUAGCUAGAAAAAAGAUAUAUUAUCAUCUUGGUUCAAUGUGGAACUAUUGUCGAAAUCCAAAUCAUUGUGGUGAAGUUUUUUGUUGGUUAGGAUUAUCGAUUACAGCUCUCAAUCUAUUUUUUCAUCAUCCUUUAUAUCGACAUAAUUUUUUUAUGAUAAUUUUGCCACAGAUCAGUCCCUUAUUUACUCUUUCGGUUAUGCUAUUUGAAGCUACAUUAGCAUCAGAAAUUAGUAAUAAUAAACGUUUUGGGAAUCAAUUAGAAUAUCAUCAAUAUCGUCAACGAACAUCCGUUUUCUGGCCAAUCACAUCAGAACUUUAUCUUCGUUUACCUAAAUCGAUUAGAAAAACUUUAUUUUUUGAUUUUGACAUGUACAACAAAGGACUAAAAAAAAAUAACAAAUUAAAGUCAACGUAA
Messenger RNA from Rotaria sp. Silwood1, 669 nucleotides. Lineage: Eukaryota; Metazoa; Rotifera; Eurotatoria; Philodinida; Philodinidae. The record is from the annotation of a GenBank genome assembly.